Solea solea (common sole) is the source of this 757-nucleotide messenger RNA. RefSeq names its product ribonuclease P/MRP 14 subunit (gene rpp14). Bases 288 to 674 code for a protein of 128 amino acids. NCBI's taxonomy places the organism in Eukaryota, Metazoa, Chordata, Actinopteri, Pleuronectiformes, Soleidae. The record is from RefSeq and is a predicted model, not a curated record. Gene Ontology annotation, biological process: tRNA 5'-leader removal. Gene Ontology annotation, cellular component: ribonuclease P complex. The transcript has 6 exons.
ACGCACCUUUAAAAUAAAGAAGAAGGGCUACCCAUAGGGGCUACCUAUAUGUCGGGGCAGAUAGUGCGGGAAAUACCUCUCGUGUUGGUUAAAAAUAGUUAAAACGUGCGACCCUUUGUUCGCCUGUUUUUUUUCUAACAUCACUACAGAUAGAGCCAGGGUUGUUUAUUAGUUCACAUAACGGUUUGACCGUUUUGACCUGUUUGUUAGCUAGUUUAGCUUCAGGUGCUACAAACACGUGACACAAGUGGUUUGUAUUUUCCUAGGUCAGCUGAUGCUUUUAUAUCAUGAAUGUUGAUGAGAAGGACGGAUCUGGUGUUUACCAACGGGUUGUCCUGAAGAACAGCUCACCUUACCACUACUUGAAAGUCUGCCUUGUUCUUGAGGAUGAGCUCACCAGACUGAGUGCAGUAGAACUGAAGCACUUCAUCAUCACAGGCCUGAAAAACCUUUAUGGAGAGGUGGGAGCAGCUUUAUCUUUUGACCUGUUGAAGUAUGACGAAGACACCCUCACUGCACUUUUGCGUGUUUACAGCAGGGGUUUGGUGAAGCUGUGGAGCUCCCUGACUCUGCUGGGUUCCUACCAGAACCAGGCCUGUGCCUUCAGAGUGCUGCAGGUGUCUCCGUUCCUGCUGGCACUGACGGGAAACAGUCGAGAGCUGCACCUGGACUGAAGGAGGAGUGUUGUUUCCAGGAUGAAUUUAAUAUGGAGGCGUGUCUUUAACCAACCGCUGCUCUGCCUCUCUACUGUCACAGC